Cephus cinctus (wheat stem sawfly) is the source of this 2642-nucleotide messenger RNA. RefSeq names its product unconventional prefoldin RPB5 interactor-like protein (gene uri). NCBI's taxonomy places the organism in Eukaryota, Metazoa, Arthropoda, Insecta, Hymenoptera, Cephidae. Gene Ontology annotation, molecular function: transcription corepressor activity; phosphatase inhibitor activity; chromatin binding. Gene Ontology annotation, biological process: negative regulation of phosphatase activity; negative regulation of transcription by RNA polymerase II. Bases 981 to 2477 code for a protein of 498 amino acids. The transcript has 7 exons. The record is from RefSeq and is a predicted model, not a curated record.
AUAGAUUGAGGGUACACAAUAUCCAAAACACACGGUACGACGUCGGCCUCCAUUAUAAGCUAACCAGAAUUCCCAGAAGAUAUUCCGUAGGUUCAAGUAGCGCGGAAACGACUUCAGAAACUCUGAAGAAGUCAUUUGAUCCUAGAAAGAGCAUAGUCACUCUACCCGAGACAAAUAACGUCAUCCCAGAACCAGUAAGGCAGCCACGUUGCUUUCGAUUCGCAUCAGGAAGAAGAAGCAGGCGAACAAGAUAAACAAGACUGAAGUCUUACAAUAAUGAAAAUUCUUCGUAAAACUUUCUCGCGUGUCAAGACGAUUAUAAGGACAUUUCUAUUACGGUAAUACGUUCCUUAGAAGGAAGCACGACCAUUACCAUUACACCAAGACUUAGCAAAUGUAUCGAAAUAGUACAUAUCGUGGACAAUCGUAUUCCAAGAAAUAACUUAACAUACUGAUUAAGUAAUGUAUCUGAAUUCUUAUAACUGAUAAUACCAACGUCGAAUUCUAAUAUCAAUAGACUGAGUACAGUCUCGCGCCAAGUAAAAAUAUUCAAUAUUUGCCGUAAUAAAUUACCAACGCGUCGAUAUCCUGAUUGGAUGUCAUUUCCCACGCUAAUACCAUCCUCCUCGAUGAUCUAGAUGAGGGUGCUCACUUGAGGUCGCGGUAGGUCCUCCGUCCAUCGAGAAAAGUGACAGUUUAAAGCACUCUCCCAUGGUCGAUGGAUAAACUCAAUGGUAACCGUGCACCCCGUUGUAAGAUCCUCAAGUGUUUUGCAUUUCGUAUUCCGCGCUCUCCGAUUACAGCAACAGGGCCAUCCUCCAUCUUGGCUUUGCGUAUGAUAAGUGACCUCCCGAGCUUUUGUGAAGUGUUGCACGGUUUCAAAUAACAAUUCUCUCGUAAGUGGAGCUAGAUGCGGGAUCCUUGGAACAGGAGAUUUAUUCUUUAUUGAUAAAAAUUGGGAUUAGUAUACACUGAGAAGCAUGGAUUAUCAACAACUGCACUUAUAUCAACAAAGUUUACUCAAUCAAGCACUUACCGAGGGAAUUAAAAGAAAUGAGGAACAGAGUAAAGUAUGGUCUGCAUAUAAAGAGCGACAUAAGAAAAUUAUAUCAGGUUUAGAAAUCCUACCGUUAGAACUAUCAACAAACUGUAUGGUCCCUAUUGGUAAAAGGGCUUUGAUGAAAGGAAAAUUAGUACAUACAAAUGAAAUAUUAAUAUGCUUGGGAGAAGGAUACUUUGCAAAAUACACUGCUGCACAAGCUAUUGCAUUAUGCAAUCGCAGAAUAAAAAAAUCUGAUGAUAUGUUGUUAAAUUUGGAAAAAGAACGAAAUCUGUAUGAGAUGCGGCAGAUUUUACCAUUAGAACAAGAUGUUUUUGGUGAUGGCGAUAGAAAAGAUCUUGUUGAACACUGGGACGAACAAAAAUUGGAAGAUUGGAGGGUUCAACACAGGCAGCGCGAAAAAGAGUAUCAUAAAAAAUUAUCUGAAUUGAAAAAGCAAGAGAAAAAAGAAAUCAAGACAGAGGAAGAUCUUCUCCACAGAUUAGAUGAAUUGGAACUUCAAGAAGAAUUGGAAGCUGAAAUUGAUAGGUUGCAGGAGGGGCAUAUUAACUUUUAUGGAGAGGAACUUGAAGAAGGUGAAGUCUAUGAUGAAUCUGAAGAAGAGGAGGAAAGCUCAUCGGACGAAGCAACAAAUGAAAUGUUAGAACGGGAGUUGGAAAAACUACAGGAAAUAAGAAUACAAAAAAAAUUGGCAGUACCUCCUGAUUCUUCAUUAAAUGUAACGGAUAAAAAAAAACAAAAAGAAGCAAAAAAUAUAGACGACACGUUUCUUAAUGAAUCCCCAUCAAUCAUAAUCAAUGAAAUAUUGGGGAAACCACCAGCAGUUUCCAAAGCAGAAUUUGAGUCAGUAGAACCAACAAAUGAAAUACGUGAACAGCGAAGGAAUAGAGAACGAAAAGUAUCCUUUGUUGAGCCAUACGUGCAGGAAAAGAAUAAUGAUGAUGAUGAGACACCAUUAGCUAAGGAACGUCGUGUGUCAUUUAUAGAACAAAGAUUACCUUCAGAAGAUGAUUCUACUGAAGAUUUUAUAAAUGAAGAAAAUGAGAAGGAAGAUGAUGAAACAAUUCAAAUUCAUUUCAAACAUUCAGAUAUUGAUCCACAAAUUGCUAUUAGUGCAGGAAACGUUAUAGAGAAUCCAAGAGAUGUAUAUAGGUUGUUUGAUAAACCAAAAUCAAUUUUGAAAAGGUCGCCAAACGAUUUGUGCGCAAUCAAUAAUGUGUCGUCACUAUUGGAAUGCAGCGCAGACCAGGAAAUUGAAGAAGAUAAUGUUUUACCAGGUGCUUCCACAUACUCAAUAGUCGUCAAGGACAUACAGGAAAGAAAACUUGAAGAUCCAAAAACGGAGUUAGAUUAUCCUACGGACAAACCUAGACGCGUAAGCAAGUUCAAAUUGAAUCGUUCUGGCAUAAAGAACUAAUCGCGAUUAAAGAAAAUAAUUCUUUUUAAUGAAAAACUAUACAUUUCAUAUGUCUGAAAUAAAUAUUAAUUUUCUAAAGAAAAUCGGAAAUACCACUUGCAAACCUUUACCAAUUAUAUUUCAUGUAUCAAAUAAAAAUAAGAGCUAAUGACAAUAUUUGAUGAA